Ricinus communis (castor bean) is the source of this 3174-nucleotide messenger RNA. RefSeq lists its product as uncharacterized. The record is from RefSeq and is a predicted model, not a curated record. The coding region runs from base 307 to 3027 and encodes 906 amino acids. Gene Ontology annotation, molecular function: protein dimerization activity; DNA binding. Lineage: Eukaryota; Viridiplantae; Streptophyta; Magnoliopsida; Malpighiales; Euphorbiaceae. The transcript has 7 exons.
GUUUAGGAUUGAACAGAAAAAUUGAGGCAGGCAUAUGAACGAGCCAACCCCACUCGCGACUCGCGAAUCGCGAUUCGGCACAGCUCAUCUCUCAUCACUUACCUCUCAUCGAUUUCCUUUCUCCAUUUUCCCUCCUUUCUCUUUCUUUUAUCAAUUUUAGAAACCACUCCCCACCCCUUCCAGAAGAAAAAAUAAACACACAUUUGACCUAUCAAAUUUAAGUUCAAGAAAAAAAAUUUGACCCAAAUUCACAGUUAGGCGUUCGAUUCGAUUCUUCAGCUGCAAAAUUUCAUGAAUGGUUGAACUAUGGCCCCACUCCGCUCCUGUGCAAUUGUUGAUCCGGGGUGGGAGCAUGGUGUUGCUCAAGAUGAGAGGAAGAAGAAGGUCAAAUGCAACUAUUGUGGAAAGGUAGUUAGUGGUGGGAUAUAUAGGUUAAAGCAACAUUUAGCUCGAGUCUCUGGUGAGGUUACUUACUGUGAUAAGGCUCCAGAAGAAGUCUACCUUAGAAUGAAAGCAAAUUUGGAGGGAAGUCGUUCCAGUAAAAGAGCAAAACAUUCUCAAGAUGAUGGACAGUCUUACUUUAAUUACCAAUAUGAUGAUGAAGAGGAGCAUCCUGGCUUCAAAAGCAAAGGGAAACAAUUGAUAGGUGAUGGGAGUUUGGUGGUAAAUUUGACACCGGUGCGCUCACUAGGAUAUGUUGAUCCCGGUUGGGAACACGGUGUUGCUCAGGAUGAGAGGAAGAAAAAGGUCAAGUGUAAUUAUUGUGAUAAAGUAGUUAGUGGAGGUAUUAACCGAUUUAAACAACAUCUAGCUAGAAUUCCUGGAGAAGUAGCACCUUGUAAAAAUGCUCCUGAGGAGGUAUACCUUAAAAUAAAAGAAAACAUGAAAUGGCACCGUACGGGCAGGAGACCGAGACAACCUGAUACCAAGCCCAUUUCUACUUUCUAUAAGCAGUCUGAUAACGAAGAUGAAGAGGAUGAGCCAGAACAAGAUGCUCUUUUUCAUAAGAGCAAGGAAAGAAUGGUAAUUGGGGACAAAAGAUUGGGCAAGGACUUGAGAAUAACUUACAAGGGGAUGUCUUCCAGCAAUGCUUCUGAAUCAUUAUGUAAGAAGUCAAGAUUGGAUUCCGUUUUCCUAAAUACACCAAAUAGUCUGAUCCCAUCUUCUUGCAAACAAUUAAAGGUGAAAACUAGGUCCUGCAGAAAAUCUCGCAAGGAGGUAAUUUCUGCAAUUUGCAAAUUCUUUUACCAUGCGGGAGUUCCCUUGCAAGCAGCAAACUCUCUGUACUUCCAUAAGAUGCUGGAAUUGGUUGCUCAAUACGGACAGGGUUUGGUUGGUCCUCGGAGCCAGGUGAUAUCUGGUCGCUUCCUACAGGAGGAAAUUGCAACUAUUAAAAACUACCUAUUCGAGUAUAAGGCAUCCUGGGCUGUCACUGGUUGUUCUAUAUUGGCUGAUAGUUGGGUAGAUGUUGAGGAUAGGACAUUGAUCAAUCUUUUAGUUUCUUGCCCCCAUGGUGUAUACUUUGUUGCUUCAGUUGAUGCCAGUAAUAUGCUAGAAGAUGCUUCUAGUCUGUUUAAGCUAUUGGAUAAAGUGGUGGAAGAGAUGGGCGAGGAAAAUGUAGUGCAGGUAAUCACUGAGAAUACUCCCAGCUAUAAAGCUGCUGGAAAGAUGCUUCAGGAGAAGAGAAGCAAUUUAUUCUGGACACCAUGUGCCACCUAUUGUCUUGAUCAAAUCCUUGAAGACUUUCUUAAGAUCAAGUGUGUAGGAGAGUGCAUAGGGAAGGGCCAAAAGAUUACAAAGCUCAUUUACAAUUGUACCUGGGUGCUAAAUUUUAUGAAAGAAUUUACCCAGGGGCAGGAACUUCUGAGGCCAGCUGCUACUCGAUGUGCCUCUAGCUUUGCAACUUUGCAAAGUUUGCUGGACCAUAGGACUAGCCUAAAAAGAUUGUUUCAAUCAAGUAAAUGGACUUCCUCUAGGUUCUCCAAGUCAGAUGAGGGAAAAGAGGUAGAAAAGAUUGUAGCAAAUGCUACAUUUUGGAAGAAGGUGCAAUAUGUUAGCAAAUCAGUAGAUCCAGUCAUGCAAGUGCUUCAAAAGGUUUAUACUGGUGAAAAUUCAUCAAUGCCCUACAUGUAUAAUGACAUGUGUCGGGUUAAGCUUGCAAUUAAAUCCAUUCAUGGAGAUGACGCACGCAAGUAUGGACCAUUCUGGAGUGUGCUGGAGAAUCACUGGAGCUCAUGGUUGCACCACCCUUUAUACAUGGCUGCUUACUUCUUGAAUCCAUCAUACAGAUAUCGUUCUGAUUUUCUAGCACAUUCAGAGGUGAUGCGAGGACUAAAUGAAUGCAUCCAUCGGCUGGAGCCAGACAACAUGAGAAAGAUUUCUGCAUCCAAGCAGAUUUCUGAUUAUAAUUCUGCAAAAGGCGAUUUUGGAACUGAUUUGGCGGUCAACACAAGAACAGAGCUCGACCCAGCUGCAUGGUGGCAACAGCAUGGAAUAAGCUGCUUAGAGCUGCAGCGAAUAGCUGUGCGGGUACUGAGUCAGACAUGUUCCUCCUUUGGUUGUGAACAUUCUUGGAGCAUAUAUGAUCAGAUCCAUGGCCAGAGGCAGAAUCGAUUUGCCCAGAAAAAGUUAGAUGACCUUGUGUUUGUUCAUUACAACCUGAGACUUAGAGAAUGCCAAUUAAAGAAAAGGAGGGGCAUUGAUGGCAGCUCCAUGUCACUGGAUGGUUUGCUACCAGAACGCUUGCUAAAUGACUGGAUUGUGGAAGCAGAAAAGCAUUCCUUUCAAGAAGAUGAGGAAAUCCAUUACAGUGAAAACGGAGGAACGUAUGAAGGCAGAUGUGAAGAUGAUUUGAUCGAUUACGAUGAUGCAAUUCUGGAGCCUCAAAAGGGAAGUCUUGAGCUGGUGACGAUGGCAGAUGUGGAACAGUUGGAUGUUAAUCCUGCUAAUGGCGGUGGUACCACUGAGGAUGAUGACGACGAAGAGGAAGAUGAUCACAACUUUUUUGAUGAUAAUUUGAGUGACUAAAUAUUAGGUCUAUAGGACUGAAUUUUUACGUGAAAAGAAGAAGUUACUAUACCACACUAUACUGAAUAUUUGAUAGUCAAAAUUUACUGUAAAAUUGGUAGUCCUCCUUUUUUUGUCUUGUGAAUCUAUUUUGGGGAAUUGCUGUGA